UUUUUCUAGUCACAGCACGACCUAAGUUUUUACCCGCCUCUUUGAAUGAGGAAAGCGAGGGAUUUGGUCCAAACCUCAGGCAGACGCUUCCUCAGGCUCCCAAACUCUAAGACACCCAAGAUGGAGGAUAUAUCGGAGCGAUACGGGUACAAGCCGAUGCUGCGAUGGAACCCUCAGGUGGAGGAGUACUUCAUCAAAGCCUACGGAGCCGACCAUUUCUCGCGUAUUUCCAAUGCCCUAACGCAUCCGUCUUGCUACUCUUGUGUACGUGUGAAUACACUCAAGUCAACAAGUGAUGCCGUUAUUCAGAAGCUAAUGGCAAUUAUGAAAGAAACAGAGCAUGACGAUGCUAAUGAGAACUUAAAUGAAUAUGAUGCCAAUGUCAAUGCUGAUACAGGCUUGAAGCAAAAAGGUUGUUUGAAAAAAACUAACAUUUCCCUGAAUUUGAGUGACUGUAGUAAGGUGACAAAUGCUCUGAAAGAAAACUUCCAAACUGGUCCCAUUUCUAAGUGUCAGUUCCCUGGGUUAGACUAUGUGGUGUUUGUCAGGGGUUCAGGACCACAUGUGAUUGAUUAUGGUUAUAUACAUGAAAAACCUCCUAAGGAGGUAAUUGUGAGCCGGAAAUGUGCCGAGGCAGUUCUUCGAGGUGCUCAGUGCUCCGUUGAGAGGGGAAAAAAUUGCGGUUUCAGUUGCUGUGGAGCAGCCUGGUCCCUGAUGGCGGAUGGGGGAACCGGUGCCAACCACCGUGGGGACUGUUCUGCAGGCUUGGAGACAGGUAGAGAUGGUUCAUUCCCUGCUGAACUGACAAAUAAUUUUAGUAUAUUGUCUGCAUUAUAA
Molecule: messenger RNA, 837 nt
Organism: Corylus avellana
Lineage: Eukaryota; Viridiplantae; Streptophyta; Magnoliopsida; Fagales; Betulaceae
Source: RefSeq, a predicted model, not a curated record